Molecule: messenger RNA, 1415 nt
Organism: Cryptotermes secundus
Lineage: Eukaryota; Metazoa; Arthropoda; Insecta; Blattodea; Kalotermitidae
Product: achaete-scute complex protein T8-like
Exons: 3
Coding region: 341-1162 (273 amino acids)
Biological process (GO): regulation of transcription by RNA polymerase II; developmental process
Molecular function (GO): RNA polymerase II transcription regulatory region sequence-specific DNA binding; protein dimerization activity; DNA-binding transcription factor activity, RNA polymerase II-specific
Source: RefSeq, a predicted model, not a curated record
CAAGGAAAAAAAAUAAUGCAGGUUAAUCAACAAACUAUUAACUGUAAUGACAGUGUAAUGUCGUGCUUUCUUUUAUGUCACUGUAAGGUGCUUUAUAAGAAAUGUUAGUCCCAGUUCAACUGAAGAAAAAAUUUGAACUGUAAUGUCCCAGUACCGGCAUGAUAAGAUCAGUGUUGUGAAUUUAUGGAAAUAAUCACGCCAUGGAUUUUUCGUGUUAUAUUAUCGAACAGGCAGUGCAAUAGUAGUGGUUUCAUAACUAAGACAAUAUUAAAAAAAUAUGUUUCCUGAAAAUAAGACAAGACUUAAUAUGUUUUGGUGAUCACUAUUACUUCAGGAAACUAUGACAAACCUUGACGAUAAUUUAUCUCUGUUGACUCCAUGUAUGUAUGCAAACGGAAACAGUUCUGUUGAUAUCAGCCACAUCGCUAAAGUUCCUCCAUCUUGUGACUGGGGUCACGAUAAUUCAAACAACUCGUAUAACAAAACUAACAACAUUAUGACGUGGUCGGCAUCUUUAGCACUAACAAAUGAACAAUCUUCCCUACAUAUUUCAACAAUAGAACCUUGUACAUGGAAAUCUUCAAAUUUUCACGGAAGAGAAUCAGUCGUUGAUGAUAUCAUUACCAACUGCUGCGAUGAAAAUGUUUCAAAAGGAUCCGAAGAAAUAAACGUGACUUGGAACAGUGACUUGUUGAUGGAUGACGGGAAUACAACAGAUCACAGUGGUCAGGAGUCAAGGCCGUUGAGUGUAAGCCUGCAGGCGACAGAACGCGCGCCUGACGUCAUCAAUAUGGACACAAUUCCCAAAAGCAGGGGCAAAUCCCGGACGAAGAAGACGAGGGUCUCCAGCGCCACGUAUAAGCACGUUCCACACCGGGACAAACCGCCUCAGCUAGUAGCGCGUCGGAACGCUCGUGAAAGGCGUCGAGUACAAGCCGUCAAUUCUGCCUUCAGCCGUCUGCGUAAAGUUGUGCCUAUUGGCAACAACAGAGGAAAGAGAGUAAGUAAAGUGAAAACGUUGCACAAAGCCAUCGAGUACAUAAGCCAGCUGCAAGACCUACUGAUCCAUAGUGAUCCCACACAUUCUCUGAGUUUUAGAAGGGGAGGAAAUCACGCUGACAGUUUGGAGGAUUUACUCGAAGAUUUUGAAGAGGACAUCUAAUAAUUGAGCCAUUCCAGUACAAUGAAAACCCAUUCAACAGACUGUAUUAACAUAUAUCUAUUGUACAGGACUUUAUUGAGAAAUCUAGUCAGAUAUACAGAAUAUGAAAUAUACAAUUAUAAUUUUUACGGCCUAGAUUGCAUGGCAUAAUAAUGAUUUAUGGCAAAUUAUGUACAAUACAAAUAAAACAGAUUUCUGAGUAGGGCUACAAAAAGACAGACGUUGAAAUAACAUGGAUUACUCAGGCAUACAA